Scutellospora calospora is the source of this 189-nucleotide messenger RNA. NCBI's taxonomy places the organism in Eukaryota, Fungi, Glomeromycota, Glomeromycetes, Diversisporales, Gigasporaceae. The record is from the annotation of a GenBank genome assembly.
AUUGUCCUUGAAACAGAAUAUACAAACCUUGGAGCACUUUCAUUAUAUCAUAAUUUGGGAUUCAUAAGGGAUAAACGUCUUUACAGAUAUUAUCUUAAUGGUGUGGACGCGUUUCGGCUAAAAUUAUUUUGUAAAAGAGAACAAUUGGAUGAAAAAAGUUCGGAUGGGGCAAUAUGUGAUAAAGAUUAG